This is a messenger RNA of Lycium barbarum (goji berry), 867 nucleotides long. RefSeq lists its product as uncharacterized. NCBI's taxonomy places the organism in Eukaryota, Viridiplantae, Streptophyta, Magnoliopsida, Solanales, Solanaceae. The record is from RefSeq and is a predicted model, not a curated record. Bases 236 to 769 code for a protein of 177 amino acids. The transcript is spliced from 5 exons.
UCCGUAUUUUCUCACAAAUUCUCCACGCACCUAGAACGUUCUCCUUUCAGGUGUGCUUCUUUUCCGUACUAUUUCUCUUGCUCGAUUGGUAGUUCUAGAAGAAUCAAUUCUUUUCUCUUCUGUUCCAGAUUUUCAAGGGCGGAUCUUUGCUUUCUCAUCUGGGUGUUGCAUUUUGGAUUUUCAAACUCAAUUUUCUUCAAGCAAAACAAGCAAGAAAAUACUCUGACUGAUAGGGAUGUCUGACAAAAAUAGUGAAAGAAAACUUAGACGUCGUAUCGCUUACCGAGAAAUGCCAGCUGAACGAAAGGAAGCUCUACCGGAACACCGUCGCUCAACCUAUUCUACAAGAAGUCGUCGUCUUUCUGAAAAUUCUUCUACUAGCCAUUCCAUGCAGAUUGAUUCUUCCCCUGAACCUCCAAACUUGAUUCCAUUGCCGACUACUACCUUCAUUAGAGACGGACUUUCUGCUCCUCCUGCCAAGGAACAUCCAACUCAAUGUGCCAGUGCGUAUGAAAUAGGAUCGACAUCCGGAACAUGUAAUGACCAUUCUAGCUUUCACUUCAGAGGACACAGGUCAACACCGGUAGGUUGUUGGAAUAUCAAAGAACUACCUUGUAGUCCUUCCAUUUUAAAGAAAGUUCCAAACUGCAAAUUUUGUAAAGCCAGGAGAUUUCAAUAUGAACCUCUUAGCUUCUGUUGUAGUAAAGGCUUAUUGCUCCCAAACGCACACGCAAGUAUACGUGGUCGUACAAGUAAUAUAGACUGUUAAGUCCAGAUAUCGAUCCCACAAGGACUUAGAUUCUACUGUCAAACUAAUUCAAAUUCGAAUGAAACUAUUCAAGAAAGUGAAAAUCAAGAUUGUUUAUG